Saccostrea cuccullata (small rock oyster) is the source of this 2096-nucleotide messenger RNA. Its product is annotated as spidroin-1-like. Lineage: Eukaryota; Metazoa; Mollusca; Bivalvia; Ostreida; Ostreidae. The coding region runs from base 115 to 1911 and encodes 598 amino acids. The transcript is spliced from 2 exons. The record is from RefSeq and is a predicted model, not a curated record.
UGGUUUACCAUUAGGGAUCGCAGGUGCCCGGUGUAGUGAAUACACAGUGUUUUCUUACCGUUAACACCCUACUUGUUAUUUCUGGUGCUAAGUUGUAUAUUUCACACUGCAACCAUGAGAUGCUACAUAAGUUUUGUGUUGCUUGCGUGGAUGCUUUUACUUUUGUGUGAAUUUAACGCCGCACAGAAUCGGUUGAAAACACGGGGAAGACGACUGCGCCUACGCUACAUUCCCGUUUCGUCAUCAGCUCUCAGAAGACUAAGACUAUACAGAAGACCAUCUGCAGUAAGACAAGCAGUGAGAUAUAGAUCACGUGGUCGAUCACCCAAUGUUAAUGUCAUUCGAGCAAACUCAUCCCCCAAAAAGCAGGUUGCAAAAUCUACCAAAGUAAAAAAUACCAAGAAAAUUACCAACAACCAUAUCAAACAAACGAUUAUUCUGGCCAAAACAGCCAAUAUAAUGUCGCCUGUAGGGGGAAACCAAAACAAUGGCGCAUCAUCUAUCAUAAACAAAGGCAGAGGAUCCGUACAAAGUCGAGCACCAAAAAGAGGAUCUGGCUCAAAACGACCUCGGCAAUCAGCAAAUCCUCAAAGAAGAAACCAAGGGAUGCCUCAACCAAUCAUGGCUCAACCAGUCAUGCCUCAACCAGGUAUGCAAGUUGCCCAAGUUGCCCCUAUUGCCCCUGUUGGCGGUGUCGCUGUGGCCCCCCUUUCACCUGUUGCUGGUUUGGCCGGUUUGGGGCAUGGGCAGAAUGCUGGUUUAUUGGGUCAUGGUCAUGGUCAUCCACAUAAUGGGGGAUUGGUAGGUCAAGGAAAUGGUGGACAUUUAAGAGGUCACAAUGGUCAAAAUGGUUUACAUGGCAUCGGAGGAAUUGGCCAUGGGCAUGGACAUCAUAAUGGUGGACAUCAUAAUGGUGUUUUAGGUGGAAAUGGUCUUGGUUCUGGUAUAAACAACCAAGGAGGGCAUGGUUUGGGGGGAAAUGGAGUUGGUUCUGGCAUGAAUCACCAUGGAGGACAUGGUUUAGCGGGAAAUGGUCUUGGAGGAACUGGCUUAGGAGGAAAUGGUCUAGGAGGAACUGGCUUAGGAGGAAAUGGUCUUGGCUCUGGUAUAAACAACCUUGGAGGACAUGGUUUAGGGGGGAAUGGACUUGGUGCUGACAUGAACAACCUUGGAGGAAAUGGCAUAGGAAUGACUGGGGGACAUGGUUCUGGACUUGGAGGAAAUGGGAAUUCUUUUGAUAAUGUAAUCUUUGGAGCUAACGGAAAUGGAAAUGAUUUGCACGGCUUAUCUGGUCUUGGAGGAGGAGGAACGGGAUUUGGAGCUAAUAAUGGUCACGGGCAUGAUUUGGGACACGGCCAACUAAAUGCACUCACUCAAGGUGUUGACGGUCUUACAUCCCUUGGAGGAAACGGCGGGCAUGGCACUGGAAACGCUCAACAGGAUCUGAUUUCUCAGCUUAUCACGGCCAGCUCUAUGAACUCCCUGCUAGAUGGUUCAUUGCCGGUUGCAGCGGGAGCCGCAAACCUUCUCAAUUCUGGACUUGCUUCGGGAAUGUCAUCCAGUGACAUUUUAAUGGGGAGUUUAUUAGCAGGAAAUCAAAAUUUAAUGAACAGCAUUCCAAAUCUCCCAGGUUUGAAUUCAAUUUCCUCUAAAGGACUUGCAUCAAACUCUUUUGAUUUUAAUAGUCUAUCAUCUGCAAUAAAAGGUCAUUUUUCUAGUUUUUCGCCAACUCUUGGUGUUACUCCGGCAACAUUACCACAAGAACCGGUAGUAAUUAAAUCUAAUGGUGGACAGUUAAACAUUGGCCUGAAAAAAGAUCCAAGUACAGGAAAAUCAAAUAUAGUUAUUCAGACCGCCGCCGCUGCAAUAGCAAAAGAAAUGAUGGAGGCCGAGCCCGGUGAGAUGGCAUGAGUUUACCCCAGUUCCACAGAGAACGUUUCGUACCUUGGAAGUUCGAGGUGCAGUUUUGGCGUUGAAUGUGGCCCAGUGCUAGAGGAUCAUUCUACAAAUGGUUUGUCCACAAACGAGGAAUGAGAUGGUGCAGUAAAGAAUGCAGAAUUAGCUUCCCUUUUCAGUUUCGUACAAAAUUACUUUUC